Molecule: messenger RNA, 3642 nt
Organism: Trachemys scripta elegans
Lineage: Eukaryota; Metazoa; Chordata; Testudines; Emydidae
Gene: CD40LG
Product: CD40 ligand
Exons: 5
Coding region: 899-1675 (258 amino acids)
Biological process (GO): immune response
Cellular component (GO): membrane
Molecular function (GO): tumor necrosis factor receptor binding
Source: RefSeq, a predicted model, not a curated record
GUAGCCCACGAAAGCUUAUGCUCAAAUAAAGUUGUUAGUCUCUAAGGUGCCACAAGGACUCCUGUUCUUUUAGAAGAUUUACUGAAAACUUGGCUAUACAAGCAAAUAGAUACUAGAAGAUGUAGUACCCAAGACUAUGGCUGUUGAUAUGAUCGCACAUAAAAGCCCCAGCCAAGCCUGGCAGUCCAUUUUGCUAGGUGCUGUACAAACACAGGGUAAGAGACAUUCCUUGCCCUAAAGAGAGACCAUCAAAGCAGACACAAGAAGUAUUAUUACCCCCCCUUUUCACAUGCGGUGAGGUCAGGCAUAGAGAGAUUACGCAACUUGCCCAUGGUCACAAAGGGGGAGACUGUGAUAAAGCCAGGAACUGAAUUCGCAUCUCCUGAGUCCUAUCUAGGUCCUUAAUUACAAAACCAUCUUUCCUCACUGAGGAAAACAAAAAUUAAAGUAAGACUUUUUGGGAAAUAGUAAAAACCAACACACACAAUCUUUUACUCUCCACAUUGAAAUUCAACAGCUUUGCUUGUGGAUUUGUUUUCCUCAUUUCUUUGAAGCCAUCGGCCAUGAAAUGUUUGUCCUCAGUCGGAAAAAAAUAAAGUUAUUUUCUGGAGCACUGCUAGGCAAGUAUGAAUACAUGGAAUAAGAACAUUCAACUGACUUCUGAUAGAACAAUAGGAAAAAGUAUGGAAGUGAAUGAAAGAAGAAAGUUCAAGUCACUUUUUGUUGUGGGAGAUGGCAAUGAACAAACCUCCCCACUACGAAGGGUUUUUUCCAGGAAGUGUAGGCUGUCACAUCUAUCUGUCCCUUAACUAUCUUGAGUAGUGUGCUAGCGAGGCAGUUCUCAUGCUGCUCCUGCACCGUGCUUUUGAAGGGGAGGCCACAGCCACUUGAACACAGAAUGAACGAACCUUAUAGUCCAACGACGCCUCGACCUAGCAGUACCAGCUCACCUAACACCAUGAAAAUUUUUAUGUGUUUUCUUAUUGUAUUUAUUAUAGCACAGACUAUUGGGACUGUACUUUUUUGCUUAUAUCUUCACAUGAAGCUGGAUAAGUUGGAACAGGAGUUGAGCUUACAGGAAGAUUAUUUGUUCCUCCGAAGAAUACAAAAAUGUCGGAAACCAGAAGGUGCGGGCUCAUCAUUAUUGGACUGUAAGGAGAUCAUAAACCGAUUCCAGGAUCUGCUAGUCAAAGAUCCAGAAGUCAGCAAGGAUGAUGCAAAAUUUGAAAUGCAAAAAGAUGACAGGCAGCAACCAAUUUCAGCUCACCUAAUGGGGUUCAAGAACAGCACCAAGAAAGUAUCAGUUUUACAAUGGCAGAAAACGGGGUAUGCCCCUAUGAGCAACCUGAUAUCCUACAAAGGAGGGAAAUUGAAGGUGGAAAAAGAAGGGCUCUACUACAUCUACUCCCAGGUCAGCUUCUGCACCAAGACAGCUCCUGGGGCGCCAUUUACGGUGUUUAUUUAUUUGAACCUACCAUCGGAAUCUGAUCGGCUCUUAUUAAAGGGACAGGAUACGCACAGCUCAUCCAGUGUUUACUGUGCCCUACAAUCCACUCACCUGGGAGGAGUGUUUGAACUCCGGAAAGGUGAUGUGGUGUUUGUUAAUGUGACAGAUUCGACUCAAGUGAACUAUGAUCAUGGAAACACAUACUUUGGUAUGUUUAAACUCUAUUGAGAAGUGACCUGCUAUGAAGAACAGAGCUGCAGGAGGCCCAAUCCCAACUUUGUUGAACAAAGUGAAUCCUGGUUUCCAAUAUUUAUGUUCCUCUGCAUCUUUAGUUUUCUUGUAUCUAGUUCUGUAUAUUUUGUUAUUUAUUAACGGGGGCAGAAUGAGCCCUUAGAACGGAAACAGAACAAAGUUUGGAGCUGUUACUGUGUGCACUUUGUUCUCACCUUUACUCAUUGUGGAAUGUCUGUACACAUCUGUAUCAUAUGUAUUUAAGCCCAUGCCCUGUGUGCUAUCACUUGUCUGACAGGGUGGAUAUGCUUAUUUAGUAGAACAUAAUAUGAGUGUUUCUUUCCAGACAACAUUACGUAUCUCUCAGGGGACUCCAGUCAGAUAGAUUAUAUGUACCUCUUUUUCAAUCUGCUUAUAAAGUAACAAUGGAAAAACUUUAAUGGUUUAGAAAUAUCUUCUCUAGGAAAAAAGCAAUCAGCAAAUUGCCAUCCUUAAGCGGUAACUGCUAAUGACACAUAUUUACCAUUUAAAUCGUAUAUUUCACCUGAAGUCUCCCUUCUUUUCAUCUCUGUAUAUGUACAAUAUACAAUCAGCAGAACCUUGUACCUUUUAUAAUCAUGUGAUAUUUGCUGAGGCUUGUUCACACGGGAUGAAAUUCACUCUGGAGCAGAAGGGCCUGCACAAGGUCCAUGUGCCACUCGUGUCCUCAGAACAGGGCUUCAGUGAGAUGUAAAUAGUCCUCUGCCCCAGGGUGAAUUUCAUCCACAGGCCUAGACUGUCCUGCAUAGAUUUGUGAAUGAAGAGGACACUGCUCAUGGAACAACCCUCACCCUGUGGAAGGGAGCCACCCUCCCCGUACCACGACACCUUCUCUCCAGGCCCCCUGGACAACCCUCUUCCAUGGGCCUUUAUUCCACAUUGGGGAAGAAAUGAGAAAGCAGAAGGCUGGACCAGGCAGGCUCCCUUGUCCAGUCCUAUGAUACACCUCCAAGCAGUAUUAUCUAUUGUGUAGAGCCUCCCCUGGGCAUUUUGGGGCUACCACUGCCAGGGUAGGUCCUGUUAGAGCGGCUUCAUUGGGGUCACUAGGGCCAUAGCUGGUGCAGAGGGACUGGACCUCUAAGGCCCCAGAGCCUUUUCCAUGUGUGAACAAUGGGUAAUAUGGGGAUGUCCUUGCUAAGAUUUUUCCCCCCAGACCUUCCUCCCAUGGACUGUGUGAGAGGGUGAUCCGGGCCAUAAUAAAUUAAGACAGUUACAUAGCACCUUGCACCCAAAGAUCCCAAAUACCAAGAGACUUUUCAGGGUCCUGAUCCUGGAACUCUGACUCACUCAAGUAGUGCUCACUCAUGGGAGUAGCUCUGUUGAAGUAAAUAAGAUUGCUUGUAUAAGGGUUGCAGGAUUGGGACAUAGGAUUUUUGCCUGAUUAAAGGUUGCAAGAUUGGCCCAUAUAGCAUAGCAUGGUCACUUGCCCCAUCUUCAAUAUGCAGCCACCUCUGGGGUGGAAAGUAGUAGUCUUAACACGCAGAACACACCAAUACCAGUGACUGUGGAUUUAAGGCCUGAUGCUGCACCUAUGGCUAUCAAUGGGAGGCAUGCUCAGAAUCUGCCCGUCUAAUUUUACUAUAAUUUAAUCUGUAGUGUUGGUGGCAUAACUUUAUUAGAGAAUGGAGUCAGUGAAAUAUUUUUGUUUGAUGCAUUGUGUAAAAAUUAUUUAUUUAAUUAAAGCUGUAUUAUAUUCAUGGACAAAGGGAAGGUGCAUUGAAAAAUAGAAAGUGUGCAAGGAAUAAAUAUGACUGUUUGUGCAGUAAUGUUGGAUCCCCAGUAUUGAAUGUUGAGUUCUGAAGUGCCAAACAGGAAGUGCUGUGUUGCUUACACAUCACAGCACUGAGCUAAUUUGCAGUCUCGCUACAACAAUUGGUGUAGAAUUCUCCAUACUGUAGUGUUACCAAUAACAUACCAUUUAUAAA